GAAAGCCAGCUUCGUUAUCUCGAGAGUGGGAGAUACGGUGUGCGCUAUGAUUCUCCAUGCAAUGCCUCAUUCAUUACGUGCUGCUGGUCCCUCGUAACGCGGACGUCGCUAAAUAGAAGGCCGUGCGAUAUUAUUUUCCCUUUCGCCAUGGCCGACCCAGAUUCCGGGGGGAAGCCGACUCGCCAUCCGCAGCAGCGGAGCGUCGACUUCAUAAGGCGGGAAUUGAUACCGGAGAUGGUCCACGAUCGUUGUUUCUGCGAGCCCGGCUCCAGGGAAUUCGUCGAGUUCGAUUCCGCCGACGUGGAGCCUCUCGAUGUGGACGGCUGUAGCACGUCGAGCACGUCCUGCGAGCUAUAUCGCGUGAUGGCGCGCGUGAAAUUCUCCGGCGAGACGCGCAGCUUCCCUCUCAUUGUCAAGCUGCCGAAAAAUUCUGCCGACUGUCCGCUGCCCGCCGCCGCCGCCGCCGCCGCCGGCUCGUUCCAGAACGAGGAGAUGUUUUACAGCAAGAUGACGCUCGAGUACGGCACGGAUAGCGUCCCCAAGUGUUACCUGUCCGACUUGGGUCGAUACGGCCAGCCGGUCAUAGUGUUGGAGGACCUCGGCGCGCGGGGUUACGUGCGAGUGCAUCGUAAAUUGGACGAGGAUCAUCUGAAAUUGUGCGUGAAAGCUCUGGCGACGUUCCACGGCAGGGGAUUGAGAUUGAGGGCUGAGAAGUUGGCCGUUUUCCGAGAGUUCUACGCGAAACUGUCGGACACGUGCUUCGAUGACGAUUCCGUCGAGCGUUGUCGGCGAAACUGCGCCAGGGUGCUGGACGUCUUGAAACUGUUGGCCGAGCCAGCGCUCGUGGAAAAAAUCCGAGGGAAACUCAGCGAGAGCCCGCUGGACGUAAUGGAAAGUCUGGCCAGGGAGAUCAACGACGUGUCGACCGUCUGCCACGGUCGUUUCUCGCGGGAUAACGUGUUGUUCAGAUACGAGAGCGGGAGGCCGAGCGACGUAAAGGUGAUCGAUUGGCAAACAAUGAGGUACUGCUCGCCGGCGAUCGACCUGGGCCUCGUUCUCCUCGCCAAUCUGCCUGACGCUGAAGUAGCAGAAGUCGGGCCAUUCUGCCGGGAUAUCAUGCGGCUAUAUUUAGACGCCGUGAUGCGCGAGUACCCGCUGAUGGACCGCGACCUUCUCGAACGAGACGUUAUCGCCAAGUUGCUGUUUGCAUACGUCGUCUUGUGUACCGACGAAACUAUCGCGGACGUCGAACUGCUGGCGAUGUUGCGUGCUCUCGAUGAACUGACUACCUUCGAUUGAAACGGCUCCUUUGUACCUUGUACCGGACACAGGCAUCUACCGUCUCAUCCCUUUUUCUACUCGAAUUCUCUAUACUCGAAUACUCUUGGAAUAAAUGAUCGUGUCAAGGAACACGUUUGAGACUCUCGCGACUUUUAUCUCAACGUCCGCGCGAGAAGGAGCAUCAUUGUUUGGACGAUUGGACAAGGAGUACGGACUAACCGCUUCGUAACGGACGUUAUUAGUAUUGUUCUCUCGAGCGUAAUGGCAUAAAUUAACAAGUCGCAGUAUAUACGACGUUAUAAAAGCUGCUUCGUUUCCCUCUCUCUCUCUCUCUCUCUCUCUCUCUCUCUCUUCGUCUCGGUGUUUCCCUUCGAAUAGCUCAUUACAUUUAUACUGUCGAGAUUGGUUCGUUUCGUUUUUCUUCUCUCAAGAGGGGCACAUGUACCGCGCGCGCGCGCGCGCGCUACAGCCGCUGCGAUAUAUAGCGUCGCUGAUGCACGAUGAAAUGCAGUAUGGCUCUGCUUGGAAAUGUAACUCCAUAUUGUUGCUUCGGAUUACGUUGCUCUCGACGCUGAUUACCUAGUUUUAUAUUUUGAGAUUUAUAUUCGCCGUUCAUUCGCCCCUCGGGCUUGUAUGUAUAAUUUGCAUUAUGAAUUUCUCAAAAUCUCUGUUAGGAUAAUUGCGAGAUAUGGAAUAAAUGGUUACGUAAAGAAACACGUCGAAAGAGGGAAAGGGAAGUCGGAA
Messenger RNA from Harpegnathos saltator (Jerdon's jumping ant), 2025 nucleotides. RefSeq lists its product as uncharacterized. The transcript is spliced from 3 exons. Lineage: Eukaryota; Metazoa; Arthropoda; Insecta; Hymenoptera; Formicidae. The coding region runs from base 148 to 1299 and encodes 383 amino acids. The record is from RefSeq and is a predicted model, not a curated record.